AUGUAGUUUACUUCUAGCAAGGAAAGUUAAUAUCUGUUUACUUUAUAUGAAAUGUGCCGAAGAAAUGUUAUAAAUUAAGCGUAAAAGGGAGAACUAAAAGAUUUGUUAAUUUAAGGUGACAGAAAAACCUAAGAAAUUUUGUAAAUAUAUCAGAAAAAUGCAAAUAAAUAAGAAUUAGAGAAAGGCAUCCUUGAUUUAUUGGGUAAGCUCUCCUAAGACAUUAUCUAGAUUAAUCUGAUGGAUCUUAUUCAAUUUACAGCAUUCCUUCUUAAUACAAAUCUAGAAGACCGAAACCUGUGCAAAUUAAAUCGCUUGAAAAAAAUUGGUAUUAAUUAAACAUAUUUAAGGGCAUGCAAAUCUUAAGAUUCUCUAAAUUAAAAACCAAUUAUGAAGGAAGAUUUGAAUAAACUAACCAGGGCAAUAAAAGAACGUUAUUCUUUCAACCAUCUCGAAAUAUAAUAUAGAUCAAAAAAUUAAGGCAAAAGAUUAUCUGAUAAUUUCUACAUAGAAUCAGUUAAAACAGGUCUUUGA
Messenger RNA from Paramecium tetraurelia, 531 nucleotides. RefSeq lists its product as uncharacterized. The transcript is spliced from 2 exons. Lineage: Eukaryota; Ciliophora; Oligohymenophorea; Peniculida; Parameciidae. The record is from RefSeq and is a predicted model, not a curated record.